AUGUCUGAUAAGGAAGGCGUGGAGGAUCCCAAAGUUAUCUCUGUUGGGUCUUUUAAAGACUUAAGGUCUUACUUUGAUCAAAAAUUUUCACAUUUAAAGCGUGAGCUUUCUGAUGAUCAACUCAAAUCGUCUUCAUCCUUGGUGAAGAAACUUAAGACCGAAACGAGCUUAAGCUUCAAGUUUAGCGGCAACAAGAAACAGUUCGAGUUUAAUACUGAGACUUUGGAACACGUCACUCAGAGUCUUUCUUUUGUCGAUUCGCUGAAAUCUCUGGUUGAUCUUGAAAACUCUGAGAAUCAUCAAGUUUCAGCGCUGAUUCUUAAGCUCGACGAUUCCCUCAACGUUGCUUCAAAGGCCAUAAAGCGAAGAAACAAGCUCAUCAGAAUAGCGGAUAAAUCGGAGGCUGGCUGGGCCGCAGUCGACGAGUAUCUUUCUGACGAAGUCGCUUCUGGUUCUGAAGACGAGAAGAAGAUCCGAGCUGCGGAGCAGAGGGCGUUGCGAAAGAAGAAAAACGCUCGCAGUGCGAAGUCGGGACAGAAGUUGAGUAUUUUAUCUGUUAUUUUUAUUCGUUUCCUUUGCCCGUUCUUUAUUUUCUUUAGCGUUUAGGAGGUCGUAUUAUACCACUGCCGACCUAUUCCUCCUAUACAAUAAAUUCAUUAUUGUGUAUUUGCUUGUGUGUGUUUCAUUAUUACAGAGUUUAGAGCAUAAAUAAGUUAUUUUCGGUACGCAGUUUAGAAAAUAAAUGUUUUUAUGCUCGGUGCGUUGGGAAUUAUGCGUGCGAAUGGAGGUUACGUAAUGCGUACUGCAUUCAGGCGUGUUCAUCACGCUUAUUGUUGGGUUGUGUUUAAAUAGGUUCACCACGUGUUGUGCUCUUACUUUAGGUCUUUUCAGUGGGUGUAAUCGACCGUCACUUAGUUUUCCUCUUUCUUCCUUUUUUCUUUACAGGUCAUUCAGCGUCCAGAGACUUCCUCGGGGUUUUCAUCGGCUGUCUCCUCUAUCACUCCAAGAAAUUUUACUAAUUUUUGUCCUCAAACGUCAAAGGGCGCCUUUGUUAAAGGCCGUUAUGACAUCUGCUUCGCCUGCGGCAAGACCGGCCAUUGGAGAGCAAGUUGCCCCAACUUAUUCUUCACUCCCGGAUCAACCUACAAACGAGUUUGACUAAUAGUCGCGGGUCGCGGGUCGCGGGUCGCGGGUCCAAUGUCGCGGUCGCGGGUCCAAUGUCGCGGUCGCGGGUCCGAAGUCGCGGUCGCGGGUCCAAUGUCGCGGCAGGGGAAAAUGAUUUGAAAACGACUGAUAUGAAAACAAUAUGAAGGGAAAAAAUCUUUUUUGUGCACGAUACUCUACGGUAGCCAAUUUACAGGUUACGGAUGUUAGAGUCAACAAUAUAAUGUCUCAAGAGUCUCAAGAAAAGACCUAAAAGAAAAAGCUGGCCGACUUUUGUGUUCACCGCAAGUUUAUUUUGUUUUCUUUCUGUCGGGCCCAGUUAAGUGUAAAUUCAGCUUUGAAUAUACUUAUGUAUAACAGUAUCUGAUAAAAAAUGUUACCAUGAGUAACCAUUGUUUUCUUCUUGUCUAUGAAUUGCUCACAAAUUCUUAGGGGUGCAUUCACUGAAAAAUGUGCGAUACACUUCAUAGACUAUAAAUUAUAAACGUUACAACAACUUAAAACCUUUUAUAAAAAAGGCUAACUCGGGCUCGAAAAGCUACGAGUCUGUCGGUAGAAGAAACGAGAACUGUUUCAAUUUUAACAAAUGUUUUCGGCAAAAAUAAAGAAAACACUUGUUGAAAAAUUUCCUGGUCGCUGUUACGAAAAAUUGUAUUGCGUGACUAGUGUGACUUUCUAGAAGCUUCGCGAGAGUUCAUAAUUUGUUUAUUUUAGGAUCUUGUGUAAGCGUGUCUAAAAGCGGUAUAUUUUGUAAUCUUUCUAUAAUUGGACUCUUUGGAAAGUUCUAGAAUCUUAUUGUAAACGUAUAUAAGGUAGGCGAGCCCGAGUUAAGUUUUAACUAGUUUUCACAAGCGAAGAGAGUUUGACGUUGGUCGUGUUUAGUCAAGUGUGACGAAGGCAGUUUUUAUUCAAGUUGGCGGAGGCCACGUAAGUUUAACGAGUUACGUGCUGUUGUGGAGUUUUAAUCAGUGGAAACUACGUUCAUCUUUGGGAUAAAUCUUCUUGUUGCUGUUCCGACAACCCUACGUUCAGUUUAGUUUGCAAGCUACCCGUCCUCUAAAAGAUUUCCCGCGUAAAAGUCGCAAACUACCAAAAUAAACUCUUUGCACAAGUAACUGGAAAGAGGAGGAGAGACGUUGGGCUUGAAGUGCCAGUAAAGUACAUUCAAGCGGGUAUUCAAGGCAUGACUUUAAUAAAAAACAAGUAAUAAUCCACAGCAAGAGGGGAUCAAGCUCCAGCUUUAUCCUCUCUUGUCCACAGAAAGGAGUUUGUUCCCAAUAACGAUUGAAAUCCGGAAUCCAAGUUCUACUAAGAGAGACUAGAUCAUAGUCUCUUGGUUCUACUGACAAAGACUUGAAUCCAGUACCUGGAAUCUGGAAUUACUUACCUAAUUUAUUGUCUUUUCUUAGCUCUGGUGGAGUUGAUAACUUACCGUUUUCAGUGUCUGGUUUACUUUCUUUUUCAGCUUCAUGAUAUCGGGCGUUAUUAUUUCCUUACCUACUUACUCACUUAGUUAUUUACGAUGCAUGUUUUCAAGAUUUGACUGAGACGCACAUCGAAUGGCUUCCUAUUGUCAGGUUGUCCUGGUUGCCAUUUGGGUGAAGAGAACAAGAAGUUAUAUUGAACUCUCUGGGUUGCCGUCUCAGUUGUAAAAAUAAAAGCAUUAAGCGAAAAUCUUGCUUCGAGGAACAGACUCCUUUCUGUGGAUUAUUACUUGUUUCCAUAUUAAAUUCAUGCCUUGAAUACUGCUUGAAUGAAGUUUCAUGCGCCUAUUUACAUUUUCUUUCAGUUUUGCCGAAAACAUUUGUUAAAUAUAAGAGUUCUCGUUUCUUCUACCGACAGAUUCGUAGCUUUUUGAGCCCGAGUUCGCUUUUUUUAAAAAAAAGGCUUUAAGUUGUUGUAACGUUUAUAAUCUGUAGUCUAUGAAGUGCAUCGCAUAUUUUUCAGUAAUUGAACCCUUAAGCUUUUGUGAGCAAUUCAUCGACAAGAAGAAAGCAAUGGUAACUUAUGGUAACGUUUUUUAUCAGAUACUGUUAUGCAUAAGUAUAUUCAAAGCUGAAUUUACACAUAACUGAGCCCGACAGAAAGAAAAAAAAAAUAAACUUGCGCUGAACACAAAAGUCGGCCAGCUUUUUCUUUUAGGUCUUUUCUUGAGACAUUAUUUUGUUGACUCUAACAUCCGUAACCUGUAAAUUGGCUACCGUAAAGUAUUGUGCAUAAAAAAGAUUUUUUCCCUUUAUAUUGUGUUCAUAUCAGUCGUUUUCACUCAGCUGUUACCUCGAAGGCCAAAUCAUUUUCCCCUGCCGCGACAUUGGACCCGCGACCGCGCCUUUGGACCAGCGACCGCGACAUUGCACCCGCGACCGCGACUUUGGACCCGCGACCCGCGACCCGCGACCCGCGACUAUUAGUCAAACUCCCUACAAACAGAUCCAAAGCUUGUCAAGUAAAGACAGCGGUUCUUCUGGGCAGCAGUAGUUCCAUUGCUGAUAGUAAAGCAGUAAACGAAACUCUUGAAGGUAUUUUUGACGAAGGUCCAGCUUUAGAGGAGUGUUUUGAAUUUGAGAAUUCUCCCGAUAGUAUUCAAUCGGUUAAGGGUAGGCUUAAAGCUCAUUUUAGUUUUUGGGCGGAUACGUUAGGUGCAAAUGAUUUCAUUCUCCGGGUUAUUGACAAGGGGUAUGCCAUACCCUUUAUUACAUUUCCUCAGAAUGCGUUUUUCGACAAUAACCAUUCAGCACUUACGCACGCUGAUUUUGUUUUGAAGGCUAUUCAAGAGCUUAUUUUGUCAGGUUCAGUUGUUGAAGUAUCUAGUCCUCCUCAUGUUGUCAAUCCCCUGUCUGUUUCCGUACAGAGUUGCGGCAAGAAGAGGUUGAUUUUAGACCUCAGGCAUGUCAAUAAACAUAUCUGGAAAGAAAAGUUUAAGUUUGAGGAUAUUAGAAACGCUUGUGUUUAUCUUCCUUCCGAUCAUUUCAUGUUUAAAUUUGAUCUCAAAUCAGGCUACCACCAUAUUGAUAUUUUGCAGGAUCAUCAAACUUUUUUAGGGUUUUCUUGGGUUGUUAACGGCGUAAGGAAAUUUUUUGUGUUUACAGUACUCCCUUUUGGGCUCUCCUCAGCUCCUUAUAUUUUCACUAAGGUUGUUCGUGUUCUCGUCCGAUAUUGGAGAAGUCAUGCUGUGAGAAUAACAGUUUACCUUGAUGACGGGCUUGGUUCCGCCCGUGAUUUCGCUCGCUGCGAAGCUGCCUCAUUAUUUGUUAAGACUUCGCUUCAGCUUUCUGGUUUCCUGCCUAAUGACAGUAAAUCGAUUUGGCAACCAACUUCUUGUUUAGUCUGGUUGGGUUAUUGUAUUGAUUUAGCCGUUCAUACUAUUUCCAUUCCUUCGGUUAGGAUUCUCAGUGUCGUACAGGUUAUUGAUUCAAUUCGUUCUCAGUAUCCUUCUAGUACUGCUAGAAAAUUGGCUCAGUUUGUAGGUAAGGUUAUCUCUAUGGGUUUCGUCUUUGGUAACGUUACUCGUAUUAUGACAAGGUAUUCUCAUUUCGAUAUUUUAAGAAGCCCUACAUGGGACGGAAAAAUUUCCCUGUCGGGUUCGACUCUGAAGGAAUUAUGUUUUUGGAAAGAGAACAUUCCUACCCUAAAUAGUAGGCGCCUCUUGUCUACACAGUUUCAUUAUUCCCGUGUGUGUUAUUCCGAUGCGAGUUCUACAGGCUGCGCCAGUUAUAUGUUAGAUCUUCACAACACCAUUUCUCACAAGUUGUGGAGUGUUGAUGAGGCGCAGAAGAGCUCCUCUUACAGGGAACUUAAGGCCGUUUUCCUGGGUCUAGAAUCUUUUUUGCCUUUACUUAAAGGGCGCACUAUUAAGUGGUAUACUGACAAUCAAAGUGUUGCUAGAAUCGUUGAAGUAGGAAGCAUGAAGGAAGAUUUGCAAUGCUUAGCUUUGCGUAUUUUUAGUAUGUGCUUGCUCAGUUGCAUCACAUUGGAAAUCGAAUGGAUUCCGAGAUCGGCUAAUGAUAGAGCUGAUUUUUUGAGCAGAAUAGUGGAUUAUGAUGAUUGGCGGGUCAACAGGGACUAUUUCCUUUUGGCCGAAGAGAAAUGGGGUCCUCAUUCUGUGGACCGGUUUGCGAAUCAUGAGAAUACUCAGUUGCCCCGUUUUAAUAGCAGGUUUUGGUGCCCUGGUACAGAGGCGGUUGAUGCCUUUUCUGUUUCUUGGGCGGGCGAGAAUAAUUGGCUCGUUCCACCUAUUUUUCUCAUCCCUAAGGUCCUUAAUCACAUGGUUGCCCUUGGCGGUCGCGCUACACUUGUUGUUCCUGCUUGGCCUUCCGCCCCAUUUUGGCCUUUAAUUUUUACUGACGAGGGUUUGUCUCCCAUAUUCUCUGAUAUUUUUGAGAUCCCCUUAGGUACUGAUGUUUUCGUAUUGGGUAACUAUAAAAAUUCCCUUUUUGGAUCACCUAAUUUUCGUUCAGGGGUUUUGUUCUUGCGGUUUUCCUAGAGAGGCCGUAGUAAUCCCCCCCUUUUUCAGUCUUGUAGGGGGUUUUUUCCCUGCAGUUUAUAGAGUUCUUACGCUCAUACCACAUGGUAUCCGAGUAUUUUGGGAUGCACUUGGAUCCUUGUUUUGUGGACCACUUGGUCUUUUUUAUUAUGCAAAGGCCACUUUGGCCCUUAGUGGUAAUAUUUUUCUGUGUUUUUUCUUGGGACCACUUGGACCCAACCUUACCUCGUUUCACUACGUGUUGUAUUUUUCUGACACAUUUUUUCUUUGGUCAUUUUAUUUUCUCUGUUUUUUGCUUCAGAUGUUAAAGCAGCUGCCAGUCGGACGUUUGGCGUUUUACUUUGUGAGAGGUUUUGGCUCUCUGCCUUUAAUUCUCGAGCUGAUAACACAGUUAUUAAUUAUUGUAAAUCAUUUUGUAAGUUUAAAGCGUGGUGCUUGCAGAGCACUGGGGAGGUUUCUUUUCUCCCAGCUACUUCCUUCACAGUUUCCUUGUAUUUGCAUCAUUUAUUAGAAAAUUCGUUAGGUAGUUCCACCAUUUACGGCGUUUUUUACGCUAUUAACUGGGUACAUAAGUUAUCAGGUUUUGAGAAUCCCAAUCCGUGUGAAAACUUUCUCGUCAGGUCUAUUGUUGAGGCUUCCAGUCGUGCUCCUCGUAAACCUGUCAGGAAGGCGGAGCCCAUUACCCCAGAGAUCCUUGGCUUAAUUUUGCAGCAUUAUGGGGAAAGUAGUAACUUACUUGAUAUCCGGUUUGUCUGUAUGUGUUUACUUGCAUAUGCUGGCUUUUUCCGCAUUUCCGAGCUUUUAAGCAUUAGGAGAUCUAAUAUUGUAACUGAAGAUCUCUAUCAUAAGAUUUUCAUAGAAGUUAGCAAGACUAAUAGGUACAGAGAGGGUUCCUGGGUUUAUAUUGCCAAGACAGGCAAUAUUACUUGCCCUUAUACAUACCUUAUUAAGUACUUAGAAGCUGCCAGGAUUCCUUCUUUUUCUCAGAAUUUCAUUUUCAGAUCCUUACGCUACAACAAGGAUUUGAAGGGCAAUGUCUUGUCUUCAAAGCCCCUCACUGCUAGCAGGGCGGGAGAAAUUCUUAAGGGGAAGCUGAAAGCUAUUGGGUUAGACCCUUCUAAGUUUAGUAGUCACAGCUUUAGGUCCGGAGGAGCUACUUCCGCUGCUAAUCUGAAUGUUCCAGAUCGGCUUUUUAAAGUUCACGGAAGGUGGAAGUCAGAUUCAGCUAAAGACGGCUACGUCCACGAUAAAGUCGACUCGCGUCUUUAUGUUCCUUUGCACAUUGGAAUUUAA
Porites lobata is the source of this 6940-nucleotide messenger RNA. Lineage: Eukaryota; Metazoa; Cnidaria; Anthozoa; Scleractinia; Poritidae. The record is from the annotation of a GenBank genome assembly.